AAUAGUCUUUACGACAGCUCGUGUUUUACGGCAAGGAAACAAACUGAGUUUUUGCGUUGCGCUUUACGGUAAAGAGGACGCCAGUCUUGCAAGUUAUUGCAGCGUGGUGGUGCCCCGGCCGGCAGACAUGGAUGUGGGGGAGCUGCUGCGCUAUCAGCCAGACAGGGGCACUAAAAGAGGGAGGGAGGAUGAUCCAGAUGAGUUGAAAGUUCAACGUAGAGAGAGAGGUAGUCGGAACUGGCACCGUGAUGAAGAAAGGGGGGCACAAGAGGAUGAGAGGAAAACACUUGAGAUCGGCGAUGAAGGCAGUAAUACAGAGGAUGAUGAGGUGGAGCCUCUGGAUGAGGGUGCAGUAAAAAGAAUGAUUUUGACUUUUGAGAAGCGGUCCUACAAGAACCAAGAGCUACGCAUCAAGUUCCCAGACAACCCUGAGAAGUUCAUGGAGUCAGAGCUUGAUCUGAAUGACAUUAUACAGGAGAUGCAUGUAAUCGCUACAAUCCCUGAUCUGUAUCACCUGCUGGUCGAGCUCAAUGCAGUGCAGUCUUUACUGGGUCUCUUGGGACAUGAAAACUCUGAUGUAUGUAUUGCUGUGGUUGACCUAUUGCAAGAGCUGACAGAUAUUGACACUCUACACGAAAGUGAGGAGGGGGCCCAGGUUCUUAUAGAUUCUUUGGUGGAGGGCCAGUUAAUUGCCCUCUUGGUGCAGAAUCUGGAGCGCUUGGAUGAGUCUGUGAAGGAGGAAGCAGAUGGCGUACACAACACUCUCGCAAUUAUUGAAAACAUGACAGAAUUCCGUCCGGAAAUAUGUUCUGAUGCAGCUCAGCAAGGCCUUCUGCAAUGGCUACUAAAGCGGCUAAAGGCCAAGUUACCAUUUGAUGCCAACAAGCUGUACUGCAGUGAAAUCCUGGCCAUUCUCCUACAGAACAAUGAUGACACUCGGGAACUCCUGGGGGAGCUGGAUGGAAUAGACGUGCUGCUUCAGCAGUUAUCGGUAUUCAAGCGACAUGACCCUGGCACAGCAGAGGAGCAGGAGAUGAUGGAGAACCUGUUUGAUGCCCUUUGCUCUUGUCUAAUGUUGAGCAGCAACAGAGAGAGAUUCCUGAAGGGAGAAGGACUGCAGCUCAUGAACCUCAUGCUUAGAGAGAAGAAAAUGUCACGUUGCAGUGCACUUCGUGUGCUAGAUCAUGCCAUGAUUGGCCCUGAAGGCAGUGACAACUGUCACAAGUUUGUGGACAUAUUAGGACUCAGGACCAUCUAUCCACUCUUCAUGAAAUCUCCCAAAAAGAUGAAGAAGAGCGGUGUCUCUGAAAAGGAACACGAGGAACAUGUGUGUUCUAUCCUGGCUUCCUUGCUCCGUAAUCUGAAGGGUCAGCAGAGAACCAGACUUCUCAACAAGUUCAUCGAGAGUGACUGUGAAAAGGUUGAUCGUCUUAUGGAGCUGUAUUUCAAGUAUUUGGAUGCUGUGCGGGUAGCUGACAAGAAAAUUGAGGGCGAAAAACAUGACAUGGUGCGCCGUGGUGACAUUCUAGAUGAUGAUUUGGAAGAGGAGUUUUACAUGCGUAGACUGGAUGCUGGUCUAUUUCUGCUUCAGCUUCUGUGUUAUAUCACUGCAGAGAUCUGCAACAGUAACCUUCCACAGGUUCGACAGAGAGUAAUGCAAAUUUUGAAUAUGAGGGGAAGCUCCAUUAAAAUAAUGAGACAUAUCCUGAAGGAAUAUUCUGAGAGCAUUGGUGAUGGAAAAAAUGAAGAAUUUCGAGAGAGUGAACAAAAGCGGAUCCAGGAUCUUCUAGAGACCCUGUGAAAUGAAACCUGAGCAUUGCACAAUAACAGGGCUUCGAGGAUGUGCUUUGUACAUAGUAUUUUGGCAUUGUUUGCAUCACACAUGACUCCUCCUUUUCUCACUCUGCAAAGAGGAUGUUUUCUGAAUAUGUUUCAUCAGAAUUGCAUGUUUGUCUUAUUUUUAUAUAAAGCUAAAAUAAAGAAAGUAAUACUC
Messenger RNA from Pseudophryne corroboree (corroboree frog), 1993 nucleotides. It is a transcript of the gene CTNNBL1, whose product is annotated as catenin beta like 1. The record is from RefSeq and is a predicted model, not a curated record. The transcript is spliced from 16 exons. Gene Ontology annotation, cellular component: spliceosomal complex. NCBI's taxonomy places the organism in Eukaryota, Metazoa, Chordata, Amphibia, Anura, Myobatrachidae. Bases 128 to 1801 code for a protein of 557 amino acids.